Messenger RNA from Abrus precatorius (Indian licorice), 681 nucleotides. RefSeq names its product 40S ribosomal protein S26-2. The transcript has 5 exons. The coding region runs from base 75 to 464 and encodes 129 amino acids. Lineage: Eukaryota; Viridiplantae; Streptophyta; Magnoliopsida; Fabales; Fabaceae. Gene Ontology annotation, biological process: translation. Gene Ontology annotation, cellular component: ribosome; cytosolic small ribosomal subunit. The record is from RefSeq and is a predicted model, not a curated record. Gene Ontology annotation, molecular function: structural constituent of ribosome; mRNA binding.
CAUUCUGUUUUCUCUCUCAGUUCGCAGCCGCGGAACCUUGAACCCUAGAGAGUGCCGUCGAACGCUCCGUCACGAUGACAUUCAAGCGAAGGAAUGGAGGUCGCAACAAACACGGCCGUGGCCACGUCAAGUUCAUUCGAUGCUCCAAUUGCGGCAAAUGCUGCCCUAAGGAUAAGGCAAUCAAGCGGUUUUUGGUGAGGAACAUUGUUGAACAGGCUGCAGUGAGAGAUGUUCAGGAGGCCUGUGUCUAUGACCAAUACACUCUUCCGAAGCUGUAUGUGAAGAUGCAGUACUGUGUUUCCUGUGCUAUCCAUUCUCAUGUUGUUAGGGUUCGAUCUCGCACUGAUAGGAGGAAGCGUGAGCCUCCACAGCGUUUCAUCAGGCGCAGGGAUGAUGCACCAAGGCCCGGUCAGCCUGGUCAAGCCCCUCGUCCUGCUGGAGUAGGAGCACCGGCCCGUGCUUAAAUGCAAAUUACAAACUGAGAUUCCCUUUGCCAUUUAUUUUCUUUCUAAACUUCAGUUUUGUGUAGGGAAAUUAUGUUCUCUUCUAAUUGUCCGCCCAAGUCCUCGAACUGUUAUAUUUUCGUUGUUAUAAUGUCGGUUUUGAUGAGAAUGGAACUUUGAUAAAUUAUAAAUUUUAUCGUUUUGAAGUACCUGAGUCUUAUAAACUCAGUUUUAUCCU